AUGGUAUUUGCUGGAGUGGAUUUGGUUUUAAUGGUGAAAGAUGAAGUUUUCGGAUCAUUUGUUGAGCCACCUAACUCCGGAAUGGCACAAACAAUACGUCAGUUACGAGACAUUGAAAAGAAUGCUCUACAGAGCUGUUGAAGAUGCUCCUUCUAUUGAAAUUACAGAUGUUUUUGUCAUCGAAGUGUACUAUGGCAGGUUUGCUGAUGAAUUCUUGCAGCAGUUAGACAAGGAGUUGUGCAAAGUUAACAAUUUCUUCUUAGAAAAAUUAGCUGAAGCAGCCAGGAAGUUUUCAAAUCUUGAAUUCGAUCUUUCAAUAGUGAUUAAAAGUAGAAGGAAACAUCAAGAAAACAACGUAGCGGCGAAAAGUUUUUCAGCAUUUGAUGCGAACAAAGAAGAGUGCAGAGUGGCAAAGUCGCACAAGACACUGAGGGAGAUCAAGUUGGCUUUCAGUGAGUUCUACCUCAACCUGGUGCUUCUGCAGAACUAUCAGACGCUCAACUACCAGGGCUUCAAGAAGAUUUGCAAGAAACACGACAAGUUAACAAAGUCGAGUCGGGGUGCUCAGUGGUUCCAAUUGAACGUUGAAGUGGCUGCAUUCUACACUAGCAAGGAGGUCAACAAGUUCAUCAAGCAAGUUGAAGUCGGUACAUUCGUGCUGGUGUAUGAUGAUGUAUGCUACUUUUGCGCCCGCUCGCUCUGCAGCUUCUUUGUGAAAUGUUGAUACGUUUUUAAUUGCCCAAGUACCUUCCGAUAUUUAAAAAACGGCAUUAAAUGUCAUGCAGAGAAUAAUUGCGUUGAUGAAUGAAGCAGCUCGCAAAC
Helobdella robusta is the source of this 822-nucleotide messenger RNA. RefSeq lists its product as hypothetical. Gene Ontology annotation, biological process: cellular response to phosphate starvation; phosphate ion transport. The record is from RefSeq and is a predicted model, not a curated record. Gene Ontology annotation, molecular function: inositol hexakisphosphate binding. The coding region runs from base 41 to 724 and encodes 227 amino acids. Gene Ontology annotation, cellular component: plasma membrane; Golgi apparatus; cytoplasm. Lineage: Eukaryota; Metazoa; Annelida; Clitellata; Rhynchobdellida; Glossiphoniidae. The transcript has 6 exons.